Gordionus sp. m RMFG-2023 is the source of this 2452-nucleotide messenger RNA. Its product is annotated as guanine nucleotide-binding protein G(o) subunit alpha. The record is from RefSeq and is a predicted model, not a curated record. The transcript has 9 exons. Gene Ontology annotation, biological process: adenylate cyclase-modulating G protein-coupled receptor signaling pathway. Gene Ontology annotation, molecular function: GTPase activity; G-protein beta/gamma-subunit complex binding; G protein-coupled receptor binding. Lineage: Eukaryota; Metazoa; Nematomorpha; Gordioida; Chordodea; Parachordodidae. Gene Ontology annotation, cellular component: heterotrimeric G-protein complex. The coding region runs from base 234 to 1298 and encodes 354 amino acids.
AGGCAUUUUUUCGCAAUUAUUUUUCCGUAAGGAUAUUUGAUAUUUGAUUAAAAUCGACUAAAAUCGUUUUGGUAGAAUUAUUGUUUUCACUAAAAAAAAAUUCGAAAAAGAUAUUAUAUAUAUAUAAUUCAUUUAAAAGAUAUCCAUAAAAAAAUAUAAUUGGAGAAAACAUAUUGAAAAACAACGUGAUAAAACAAAAAUAACCAUAAAUAUUCUAAUUCUAUUCAUUCAUCAUGGGCUGUACUAUGAGUGCCGAAGAAAGGCAAGCUAUUGAGAGGAGUAAGCAGAUCGAAAAAAAUUUAAAAGAAGAUGGAAUUCAAGCAGCCAAAGAUAUCAAACUGUUAUUGUUAGGUGCUGGUGAAUCUGGGAAAAGUACAAUUGUCAAACAAAUGAAAAUCAUUCAUGAAUCUGGGUUUACAGCGGAAGAUUACAAACAAUACAAACCAGUAGUUUACAGUAACACCAUACAAUCUUUAGUUGCAAUUUUGAGAGCCAUGGGAACACUGAAUAUUCCAUUCGGUAACAGCGAUCGAGAGACUGACGCAAAGAUGGUUAUGGAUGUAAUAGGUAGGAUGGAGGACACGGAACCAUUUUCAGAAGAAUUAUUAAAUUCAAUGAGAAGGCUCUGGGUUGACUCGGGUGUACAAGAAUGCUUUUCCCGUUCCAACGAAUAUCAGCUUAAUGAUUCCGCUAAAUACUUCUUAGAUGAUUUAGAAAGAUUAGGUGCCAAAGAUUACCAGCCCACUGAACAAGAUAUCUUGAGAACACGUGUUAAAACAACAGGGAUAGUCGAAGUUCAUUUCUCUUUUAAGAAUUUAAAUUUCAAAUUGUUUGAUGUGGGUGGUCAAAGGUCAGAAAGGAAGAAAUGGAUACAUUGUUUCGAAGAUGUCACUGCAAUAAUCUUUUGUGUAGCUAUGAGUGAAUAUGAUCAAGUUUUACAUGAAGACGAGACUACAAAUCGUAUGCAAGAAAGUUUGAAACUGUUCGAUUCCAUCUGCAAUAAUAAAUGGUUUACGGAUACCUCCAUCAUCCUAUUCUUAAAUAAAAAAGAUUUGUUUGAAGAAAAAAUUAAAAAAUCCCCCUUGACUAUCUGUUUCCCCGAAUAUACAGGAGCUCAAGAUUACACCGAGGCCUCGGCCUACAUCCAAGCCCAAUUCGAGAGCAAAAACAAGAGCCCAAACAAAGAAAUAUAUUGCCAUAUGACUUGUGCCACUGACACCAACAAUAUUCAAUUCGUAUUCGAUGCGGUCACCGAUGUCAUUAUUGCUAACAAUUUGAGAGGGUGUGGUCUUUACUAAUACACCAAAAUUUUAUCUCACGCCUAGUUCUAAUGAAAAAAAAUCAUUAUUUUUAAUUCAUUCUCAAACACUGUAUCCCAUCCAAAAUUACUAUUUUGAGGGGGAAAUCCACACACCUCUCGCAUCAUUAUAUAAAAAAACUAUACGUGUUGUAUAUCAUAAUGUAAUUAGAUAUUGUAUAAUUCAUUUCUAACAAAGAAGAUAAGUUGUUUGUUUAGAAGGUAACAAAUUUGUAUUUCAUCAUUUUUAUAGAUCUGAGAUUUAACUAUAACUUUUUUGUAAUUAUAAAUAUUAAAAAUGUGGUGAUUAAAUUAUUAUUAAAAAAAUGAUAUAAAUAUUUAUAAACACCAAAGAUAUUUUUAAAUUAGUAUGUAAAAUAAUUUUAUUUAAAAAGUGGCAUCUAAUACCAUCGUACGUAAUCUUUUUUAUUGAUUUCAUUUAUAAUACCUAAUUCUCUUUGUGCAAUGUUAGUCAUAUUAUAAUUUAUUAUGUACCUUUCUAAUUUUUAAAACAAAUCUUUCAUUUUAUUUACAAUUCGUUUUUGAAACAUUAUCAUAACCUUGAUAAUUUUUCAUAUUAACUGAUUUAUAUAAAUAAUAUUUAAAUGUUUAAGACUGCAAAAUAGUUUGAUAAAUUUAUUUUUCUACACACUAUUUAUUUUAAAAACUAUUAUUUAAGGUUAAUAAUUCACUAAAAGCCUUAUAUUUUAAUGUCCUGAUUUUUUUUUGCUAUUAUUUCCAAUACAUUUUACCAAAUUAAUUUAUUUUUUCGAUAACGAUUUAUAAAUGAAAAUGAUAUAGCUUUUAUAUAAUAUAAUUGUUUUAUUAUAAAUUAAAUAAAAAAUUUAAUAUACAAUUUUUUUUUCUACACAAAAUUUUGGAAUCUAAUAGUCUGUAUUUGGUCUGGGAUUUUAUCCGAUGGAUCAGCCUCAAAGCUCCAAAUCCGAUCCAGCAAGAAAAAAAUGCAAAUAAGUCAGAGUCCGGUCAUAAAAAUUUGUUAUUCGUUUUUUUCACAUUACGAAUAUUAAUAUAUCAUCAAAUGAACACGAAAAAUUAAUUAUUCGAUUCCAAUUCGAAUAUUUAUAUUUUUUUUUAAAAAAAACAUAAAUUUUAUGCACAUGCUAAUCAAUAAACAUUAAUUUUUUUGGUUUAAAA